AAAAAAUUGUACAUUAACUAAAAUUCAUGAAAUAGGUGCCUAUAAACUUUGAAAACUAUCGUGAAUGUAAUGAUAAAAGAAAAUAAUUGAAAUAGCAUAACAAAUUUGACAAAGGCAUCAAUGAAAAUGAACUAUCCUAGUGUUUUGGAGUUUAGUUGAACAGUCUUGUUUGCUUCUCUCGAAGCUUUCAUGGCAGAGAUCUGCUGCAUCUGUAGGACCUUGUAGGUUGUAGCUUGGGGUUUUUUCCCUCAAAAGAUACGUGAUCUAAAUGCAAUUCUGAAUAGACUUCUUAAUUUUCCAAGCUUUUUGGUUCACCGGCUUCUGCAGUCUGAAACUUUGACAGAAGAACGAAGAAGCAUCAUUUUCUUUAAAGAAAGUCUUCAUGAAACUUCAAGUCAAUAAUGUUUUUUUCUCCAUCUUCAAAAGAAAGACUUUGAAAUUAGUUGAUAGUAAUUAAAUCACCACCUGGGCCACGCAUUAGGCACUAAUCUUCAACACAACUAAAAUUCAACCAUUGGAACCUUGACAAAUGUUUCCAACACCGUUGGAUACGUAUCGAAAUGGGAAGCAAAAGUUUUGAAUAUGUAGCGAAGAAAGGUUCAACCAAGAACCACACCUUCUUGUAUAUAUAUUCAUGACUAAUACCCUCUUCCAACGAACUUGUAUUUCUAAAAGAAAAAUACAUUGUUUGCACUUUUCGUGUUAGCCAUGGCACUAGAAAGCAAACUUCUACUUCUCUUUGCACUGCUUGUGUUCUCCUUCGAUCACACCGCGGCCUCGAAGAUGAAGUCCAAGGUCACACGAAUGCAGUUCUACAUGCAUGACAUUGUGGGUGGCCCGAAUCCAACCGCAGUCCGGGUUGCAGGCCGGUCCAACUUCACUGGCUCAAAUCCAAUGGCAGCUAUGUUUGGAUCCGUUUUUGUUAUGGAUAAUCCACUCACAGCCACACCAAACCCGAAUUCUACAGUGUUAGGGCGUGCACAAGGGAUAUAUGCCAUGUCCUCUCAAGAAAGUGAGUUUAGCCUUCUUAUGACACUAACAUAUGGGUUCAUUAGUGGACGUUACAAUGGCAGCUCUUUUAGUGUCCUUGGCCGGAAUCCGGUGAUGAGUGCGGUGAGGGAAAUGCCGAUCGUUGGUGGCACAGGAAUUUUUCGGCUUGCUCGUGGGUAUUGCUUGGCGAAGACUUACUCAAUGGAUCAAAUGGAUGCUAUAAUUGGAUACAAUGUAACCUUGCUGCAUUAUUGAGUUAGACUUAAAUUUAUGCUACAUUUUCAAUGUAUUAGUUUUUCUCUUUAACAAGGCUUUUUUUUUUUAGUUUAUUUGCCAAUUAGCCUUCUUUGUAAUAAAAGCGAUUAAUUUUCUA
Molecule: messenger RNA, 1363 nt
Organism: Hevea brasiliensis (rubber tree)
Lineage: Eukaryota; Viridiplantae; Streptophyta; Magnoliopsida; Malpighiales; Euphorbiaceae
Product: dirigent protein 22
Exons: 1
Coding region: 709-1245 (178 amino acids)
Source: RefSeq, a predicted model, not a curated record